Messenger RNA from Paraphaeosphaeria sporulosa, 1681 nucleotides. RefSeq names its product MFS general substrate transporter. Gene Ontology annotation, biological process: transmembrane transport. Gene Ontology annotation, molecular function: transmembrane transporter activity. The transcript has 2 exons. Bases 1 to 1665 code for a protein of 554 amino acids. The record is from RefSeq and is a predicted model, not a curated record. NCBI's taxonomy places the organism in Eukaryota, Fungi, Ascomycota, Dothideomycetes, Pleosporales, Didymosphaeriaceae.
AUGGAGACCACUUCGAAUCCAUCCAAUGUUAGUAGGGCCUUAGAAAACCGCACGUUGAGCCACGAGAAAGUUAGCGGAGCGCCACAACAUGGAGAUGAUGCUCAGUAUCCCACUCCUGGCCGUACUUGGAUCAUUAUGGGCUGUCUUUAUCUCACUAUGUUCCUUGUCGCACUGGACAAGACCAUCCUCGCGACUGCUGUGCCCCGGAUAACUGACGACUUCAACUCGUUGUCCGACAUCGGCUGGUACGGAUCAUCCUACAUGCUCACGCUUUGUGCUUGCCAGAUGUUUUGGGGCAGAAUAUACACAUUUUAUCCUGCUAAGGCCACCUUCAUCGCUGCUGUCGGUGUGUUUGAGAUCGGCAGUGCCCUCUGCGGAGCUGCACCAUCAUCUCCGGUCCUGAUCGUUGGACGCGCAAUUGCCGGAGCGGGAAGUGCUGGUAUCUCGAACGGGGCCAUCGUGGUGGUUAUACAGACCACACCACUGGAAAAGCGGCCUAUGUUCACCGGAUUGAUCGGCGCUGUGUUCGGCAUUGCUGGCGUAGUCGGGCCGUUGCUGGGUGGCGCGUUCACUGAGCACGUGAGUUGGAGGUGGUGUUUCUACAUUAAUCUGCCUCUUGGAGGACUAUCUAUCGGUGUCCUCAUCUUGGUGCUGCACCUGCCGUCGAAGAGCCGCGAGCAAAUGACGCUGUUCGAGCAGUUCAAGAGAUUGGACCCCAUCGGCACAACUCUCUUCCUACCAUCCAUCGUGUGCCUCCUUUUGGCUCUUCAGUGGGGUGGUACGACGUAUGCGUGGUCAAGCUGGCGUCCGGUCCUCCUGCUGGUAUUCGCAUGCGUAUUGUUCGUCGGAUUCCUUGCGGUUCAGAUCUGGAGGCCCGACACAGCGACCCUCCCGAUGCGUAUCCUAAAGCAAAGAACAGUGGCUGCUUCAGCCCUCUUCGCAUUCACCAGUCAAGCCGGGAUGAUCGUGGUCACGUACUACAUCCCAAUCUUUUUUCAAGCCCUCAAGGGCUUCUCCCCAACAAAAUCUGGCGUAGCUACCAUUCCGUUCAUUUUGUCUCUGGUCGUUGGUACGAUUCUUGCAGGAGGUCUGGUUCAGCGCAUUGGGUACCCGGCCCCUUUCAUGAUCUUGAGCGCGGUUAUCUUUUCGAUCGGUGUUGGGCUGGUCACUACAUGGCCAGUCGAGGUCAACCACAGCGCCUGGAUUAGCUAUCAGUUCCUAAUCGGUUUCGGAGUCGGCAUCGGUAUGCAGCAACCGUCCAUAAACGCACAGAUUGUCUUGACGAAAGAAGACAAUCCGACCGGAAUAUCGCUCAUGAUGUUCAUGCAGAAUUUUGGGGGCGCCAUAUUUCUGAGCGUAGCACAGUCAGUUUUUACAGAUGAUUUGGCACGGCAGUUGACGAAAAUACCUGGCUUGCACCUUUCCAAGAGCCAGGUUGUUGAGAUGGGUGCGACUAGUAUCCGCAACAUGGUGCCGCAACAGUUGGUCAGUGUGUUCCUCGAGCGCUACAGGGUUGCAAUAUGUAACGCUAUUUAUGUUGCUCUUGGUCUGGCGUGCUUCAGCUUAGUGGGUGCCUUACUGGUGGAAUGGAAGAGUGUCAAAAAGGACAAGAGCGAGCAGGCAGAAAAGGGCAUUGCUGUUGAAAGCAAAAAUGAGCAUGUGUAGAGGAAGAGUCAUGGAU